This is a messenger RNA of Carica papaya (papaya), 843 nucleotides long. RefSeq names its product pentatricopeptide repeat-containing protein At2g29760, chloroplastic-like. NCBI's taxonomy places the organism in Eukaryota, Viridiplantae, Streptophyta, Magnoliopsida, Brassicales, Caricaceae. Gene Ontology annotation, molecular function: protein binding; RNA binding; zinc ion binding. The record is from RefSeq and is a predicted model, not a curated record. Gene Ontology annotation, biological process: RNA modification.
UUGUAAAAAGCCAAACUUUUGACAAAUGCUUUCUUCUACCUCCCACUUCCCCCACUCACUGUCACAGUCACCCACUUCCCAUAUCUCCAUUCCUGAUCUUCUCCACAACUUCAACACCCCAUUUGAGCUCAAACAAGUUCAUGCCCACAUCGCCAAAACCAAUACUUCUCUCUCAAUCCUCCCUCUAACUCGCGUUGGCGUAGUUUGCGCUCUCUCCCCCAGUCUCCCUUACGCCCACAAGAUCUUUCAACACAUUGGCAAACCCAUCACUGUCCUGUGGAAUUCUUGCUUGAAAGCCUUAGCCGAAAGCGAUUCUCCUGCUUGUGCCAUCUUAUUGUUCUCGCGGCUGCGCGAAUUUGAUGUUUUGCCGGAUACUUUCACCUGUUCCUUCGUGCUGAAAGCGUGUCUCGCCGAGUUGAAUGUUUCAUGCGGUAGGAUUAUUCAUGGAGUGUGGGGAGAUGGGUGAUGCGCUUUUGUUGUUCGAUAAAAUGGCGCAACGAGAUGUUGUAACUUGGAAUACAGUGAUGACCCAGUUGGUGAAGAGGGGAGAUAUUGAUCAGGCGUACAGUUUGUUCUUGGAGAUGCCGGAGAGAAAUGUUAGGUCGUGGACAGCAAUGAUUUCUGGCUUUGUUCAGUGCAGGAGGCCAGAGGAGGCUGUACGUCUAUUCUGCGAGAUGGAGGAGGCGGGUUUGAGGGCAAAUGAGUGACUAUAGUGGGUGUUCUCGCAGCUUGUGCGGAUCUAGGUUCAAUGAAUUUGGGAAGGCAGGUUCACGAGUACUCGAAACAAAGUGGGUUUAUGAGUAGUGCUCGUGCUUGUAAUACUUUGAUUGAUAUGUACGUGAA